AUGUCCCCUUGGCGUCAUCGAGUCGCGGCAAGUCGGUCACCGGUCAGCGCUGCGCACCAGCAGGAGGACCUGAGGGAGAAAGUAAACGCUAUGGGCGGGAGCUUCGACGUGAACCUGACCAUGAGCACCACCCACCUCCUGGCGGCAUCCUUGGACACAGAGAAGUACAGGGUAGCUACAGGGAUGAAGGGUGUUGUCGUCGUCCGACCGGACUGGGUGAUCGAGAGCUGCAGGGAGGGACGAAAGCUGCCUUGCGAGUGCCACUCACUCCCGCCUUUCGAAGGGCUUCGUAUCACAAUCACAGGCCUAUCAAUGGACCGCAAGGCGGAGCUACGAGCGAUGAUCGAGAGCGGGGGCGGUGAAUACAUGGGGGCGAUGGAAGCGCGCAACACCACGCACCUGGUGGCAGAGGAAGCUACCGGCAUGAAGUACGAAGCAGCCAUCAGCCCCGAGUGGAACGGGAGUAUCAAGGUCGUGCACAGUCGAUGGCUCCAGCAGAGCCACGCCCGGAAUCGUGGCAACGAUGCUGCCGGCGGCGGCGGUAGACCAGAGGGAGUUCCCACCAAGGAAGAGGCGUUGGCGCUGCCGGACGGCGACUACCUCUCCGGCUGCCGCGUUAUGAUCGUCGGGUUUCCCGCGGAGGCGGUGCUGCCGCUCUCGCUCCUGGUUCGGAAGGGCUGCGGGAUCAGGUACAUCUCCCCGAACGAGGAACUGACCCACGUCGUCUUGGGAGACCGGGCGCUGGCCAAGCCCGAGCUGAUCUCGGCGCUCGAGUCCCAUCCGUGCACCCCCCCGGUGGUGCACGCGCUCUGGCUGCUGGAGACGUGCCGCGCGGGGCGGAUGCUCCCGACCGAUGGGUACUUGAACCGGCCAACGGCUGCUCGGGAGAGGAACCGCGCAGCUGCUGGCAGUGGCGGCGGCGGCGGCAGCGGUGGCGGCGGCGGUGACGGUGGAGGAAGGGGCGGGGGCGGAGGGAGCGGCGGCCGCGGGUCCAGUGGGCGGAGGUUUGGAGUAGGCGCCAACAGGUCGAUCGGUGGCGGUGGCGACGGUGGCGGGGGCGGUGGCGACAGCGGCGGCCACGCGGGUGACCCUCCCAAGAAGGGCAACAAAGCUGGCGGCCGGGGGGCGGGAGGGGGGAAGGAGACGGCGAGGAUGGGUCACGGCAGCUCCGACGUAUUUGGCAGCGGUGGGGACGAAAGUUGUGGCGAUGGUUUGCGAGACUUAACGAAGGGGGCGAAAGGCGCCGCGGGAUCGCUUCACGAUCGGAGCGUUGUGAGUGGCACCGGUGUCAGCGCUGGCGCCAAAGUCGGAGGUCAAGCUGGGAUCAGAAAUGCGCCGUUCCCAGCGGGGGAGGCAACGCCAACCGCAUGGGACUCAUCCGCAGCGCGAGCGGCGGCUGCGUCAGUCCAAGAGCUCGUAUCAGCAUCGGAAGCGAUACCGACGUCCGCGGCGAAAGCAGCACCAGCCCCUUCAGCGAGAGAUGAUAUAUUGACCAUCGUAACCGACACGCCUUGUCCAGGCAUUCCCAAGAGGAAGAAAUCCGAGGAGAAGGAGGAGGAGGGGGAGGAGCUGGACGAAGACGGCGCAAGGCCGGCCCCGCGAGGACCUCGAACGCCAAAGCGACGGAGAACGACGACACUAGGAGGCCCCGUUGACAGCGGCAAGUGUUCGGCCGGCGGGGGAAGUACUAGCGGGAACAGCGGGAGAAUCAGCACCAGCAGCGAUGGCGGCGGCGGAGGGGAGGGUGCAGUCCGGGGGAGUAUCAGCGGGAACCGAGGGGGCGACGGGGGCGGUGAUGGUCGUAGGAAGCGCCGGCAACCUUCGUCGUCGAUGUUCCGCGGGCGAGUUUUCGUCGUUCACGGAACCGGGCUAGGGAAGGAAGAGGAAGCGAGGAUGGCGGGUCUCGUUGCAAGGCACGGGGGGCGUUGCCUGGACCCCAGCGCCUCUACUCCGUCCCUCCUCCGACGGUCUCUCCUCUCCGCCGGCGUCGAGCUUACGUCCGCCGCCGCUCCGGCCGCCGCCCCCUUCGCCCCUCCCUGCGAGGAGGAGCAUGUCGAGGCUAGCGGCGACGGCGGUGGUAACGUCGACGACCACGUUGCUGUUUCGUCCUCGUCCUCGGCGUGGUCGUCGACGGCGACGAUCGGCGGUGGUUCUGGUUCUUUCGCGGGUUCCGGUUGGGCGGAGGGGCAGCGGUGCGCCGCUGCCGCCGGCGUCUUGAUCGUCGGCGCGCACGGCCGUUGUCCGUGGGGAGCCCUCGCGGCCUGCAGCGGUGGCGUCGGCAACGGCGGCGGUGGCAGCGGCGGCGAUGGUGAAACCGUCGCGAUGCCGGGGGGGCUGCGAGCUCUCCUGGAGACGGAGGCGAGUGCGGAGGCGGUGUCGACGCUCUGGGUGGAGGCUUGCCACCGCGGCAGCGAGCUCCGGCGGCCUGGCUUGUGCGAGCGGGCGUUCCGCCCGCAGCCCUGGCCGAUCAGAACGUUCUCAGAUGUUUCUUGCGGUUCGUCCUUCUCUUCUUCGCCUGGGACGACGACGGCGGCGGCGGGCGGUGGGCGAAAGAACGUCACAGCCCGCGAUCGGCCUCCAGCCAUAGCGGUGACAGGCUUUGUCGGGGCCGAGAGGGCAGGGUGGGAGCUGCUCAUCCAGCGCAUGGGGGCGACGAUGUGCAAGAACCUCAAGAAAAGGGUCACGACCCACCUGGUCUGCAAGGAGGCGAAGGGGGAGAAGUUCGAGAGAGCCAUCCAGUGGGGGGUGCCUGUCGUUACGGCGGGGUGGCUCUUGCGGUGCGCGGAGCACGGAUACGAGCCUGGGCUGGAGGGAAGUUUCGCCCCUCCCCAAUCCGUCAGCACCAGCAACCGCAGCGGCACGAAGGUGACGAAGUUCGCGGUGAAGGCGGUCACCGCCCCAACAACCCAUCCGGAGACCCUCGCGCCCUCGCCCGUGACUUGCUUGCUGCUGGCGGUCAUGCAGAAGUCCCCCCGCUGUCCCCAAGGAAAGCUCCGAACGAUGAGACGGCGGACCCCGAAAAGGCGGAGGGGAUGGAAGCCAUUCGGACCGUGGGAGUGGCGAGCGCCGUGGAUGGCGUCACGAACUGCCGCGGGCGGCGGCGGCGGCGGCGGCGGCGGCGGCGGCGGAUCGGGGAGCCAAGAGAGCGGGGAGCAUCACGGCAAGGGUUGGCCAAACGAGAGGGCCGUGCAUGGUGCGAGGGACGGCAACAAAGACGAAACCACCAACAGCAUACGACACGACAGCGAUGUCGGCCAUAACGACAACAGCGCUAAGGCCGCAGCCACUUCGGCUACUACCGAGAAUACCGCCCCCAGUAGCGGCCUUGAACAGCAGCUCCUGUCGAUGCUUUCGGGGGCCCGGCGUAGCAGCGGAGGCGGCGGCGGAAGCCUCAGUGCCAACGACGCCCCUCCGGGAGGAGCGGGCCGUCUUCAAGGACCCCGGGCGCGGAGGCUGCGGCUGAACGCGUGGAGUGCCCGCCCGACGUCGACUCGCGCAAGCCCCUCGGCCGAAUCGUCCGCUCCUACAUGUACGGCCGGCGGUACCGGAGUUUCGACUCGAGGUGCCCUGGGUGAAGCUGCGAGAGGGUCGGGUGUCGCGCCGUCCUGCUUUCCGCCUCCCGCUCCCCACCACCUAGCCUCUUCUCGACUUCCACCAGUCGGUGACGGAGGCACCCCCUUUCGUGGCCCGUUUUCGGCGGAGACUGGACAUGCAGCGGUUGGCCGCUUGAGUGCUGAGGGGUCCUCGUCAAGCCCUAGCGGCGCUUCUCCUUCUGGUUCGUCAGGACGAGAGUCCCGAGCAGGGCCGGGAGCAGCAGCAGCAGCAGCACCAAUGAUCUUUGUAGCCGACAACGUCGACGAAAAUGACCGUGGAACAGCCGCAUCCUUCUCGCCGUUGAGUGGAACUGGCCGUCGUCCGGGGGGUUUGAGACCCGGUCGCCGUUGUCAGCAAAACGAGGGCUUCGACGGAGGAGUGGGUGUACCCCCCCGAGAUGCUCGGCCUCUUCUUCAUUCUCACGAGCCGGGGCCGCCGUCUGACGGGAAGACGGAUGGCGGCGGCGGCGGCAGCGACGGCGGUGUCUGCGGAGGCGUUGUGGUCGGGCUUGAGAACGAACCAGGCGAAUGCUGCAGAGGCGGCGGCGGCGGCCUCGACGGAAGACACCGGGACGGCAGUCUUCCGAGCGGGUCAUCGUCUGAUGGUACCGGUAAAUUCGGAAGCGGUUCACUCACGGCAGCUGAGCAGGAAAACGACAAGUCGCAGAGGAGACGCGGCGGCGAGCAGUACCCGACCGCGGCGGAAGCGCCCCGCGGCCAAGAUAACCAGCAGCACCGGCAAGAAGAGCAUGCGGACGGCGGGGCGGCGACGGCUUGGUACGGCCGUGACACAAGCAGCAUCGACAGCGGCGGGAGUAGGCGGCGGAGUAGUAGCGAGCGGGGGCUUGACCCGAAGCGCCCCCCCGUCCGUCGGCAUCAGCAACGGCGUGAACAGCGACGGCCGCAGCGGCAACAGCACGACCGACAGCAGCACAACCAGGAGAAUCGUUGUUGGCACCGCCACGAGCUAGAGUAUCAGCAGCAGGACUCGCUCGAAGUGGAGGAAGAGUCCCAGAUCGUGACGUAUGGGGAGCAGUACAACCCCGCUACGGGGUGGAUCCGAUAG
This is a messenger RNA of Ectocarpus siliculosus, 4659 nucleotides long. The record is from the annotation of a GenBank genome assembly. NCBI's taxonomy places the organism in Eukaryota, Phaeophyceae, Ectocarpales, Ectocarpaceae.